CGUUUUCAUUUUAGGAUUUUUUGCAAUACAAUGUCUUUCCGUAUGAUUAUAAGCAGGCCUAUCUCAUUUUUCCUUAAUAAAUACUUCUUUUAAUCCGAAAAAAAAGUUUUCUAUUAAAAAAUAUAUGUUUUGUAGAUACCCAUACAAAUGGAUUAUGCAUCAAUUAGUUUCCUUGAAUCCAGUGACAAUGACAUGGGCUGGGAUAAUAGACAAAGCAUUUUUUCUUAUGUUGAUACUAACGAUAAACUAUCGAUCAAUGAAUCCGAAGUAAUUGAUGACCAUUAUAAAACCUGUAUGGAAGCCACUAUUGAAUCUUUUUCACAAAGGAAUAUUGGAGAAAACAUGGAAGCGUUUAAGGAACAAAUAAAAACUGCACUAGAUGUAAAAGAACCAAAUAUAAUUAUAAACUCAGAACAGCUACUUUUUGUCAAUUUUUUAGUUUCAUUCACUAGUGAUUUUGCUUCUUAUUCUUGUGAAACAAAAGAAUUGGUAUUUCCUGAUACAUAUGUUAAUAAUAAAAGUAAUCUUUCAUUUGAAGUCUUGAAUGGUGGUCUAGUUCCUUUAAAUCUGGAAUGGACAUUAGCAUGUGUUAAUACGUUAUCGAAAAAUAAUACGAACCGUUGGGGAGAAUGAAGUUACUUUGAAAAAUUGUCAAGAUAACCCUGCUGAGCAAGGAUUGCGUGUAAAGCCUUUUGUUAAACAGCACUACGAUCAACCCUUUCAAAUCAUUCCUCAAAAGACUGAGAUUCAGCCUUCUACUUCCACAGUAUUUCAAAUAAUUUUUACUCCAGCAGUAGCUUCACAAUAUUAUUAUAAACUUAAAUCCAAAAUUAGCUCCUUGUAUCCAGAUCUAAAAGAUAUGGAAUUAUCUAUUACGGGCCAAAGUUUGUUACCUGACUAUUACUUUGAAUUAGAAGAUAGCGAUCAUGGAAGACAUGAAGCUGCUGGUAAGUGUUCGAAGAUAAACGAGAAUAUGAAGGUUAUUGAGAUUCAUGCUACUGGAAUAGGUGAAACCAAAUCAAAAUCAUUUAUACUUGUGAAUACCAGUGGAGAUAGCCUUAGUUAUAAAUUGGAACCGAUUAGAGAUAUAAACACAUUAUCUUACUUCCAUUGUCCAACAAGUUGUGGAAUUAUUGAAAACGAAAAAAAGUGCCAACUUUCAUUUUGUUUUACUCCUCAACAAAUUGGUACUUUUGAAGAAGAAUAUCUGUUUAAUGUUAAAGAAAAAGAAUCAGAAACUUAUUUUUUGGUUGUUGGAAACUGCACCAAUCCUAAAGUUUACUUUAACACUGCUCAUCUUUGUCUGAAGCCCACAUUAUUGUCAGUUCCAUGUGAUGAUAAAGUAUAUCUAAGAAACGACGAGGAAGAUGAAUUAUGGUAUAAAAUUGUUAAAAGUAGUUUGGUGUCUCAAGAUUGCCUUCAAAAGCUUAAGAUUUUUCCUACAAGUGGAUCAAUAAUUCCUAAUACUGACCUAGAAAUGCAGAUUACUUACAAUGCCGAACUGGUUGGUGACGCAACAUUUUACAUUCAAUGCGAAGUCCAGAAAAUGACAAAACCUCUAACGCUCACUGUAUCUGCCAAAUGCCAACAAAUUGAAUGUGUAGUACACUAUCUUAAUAAAGCUGGAGAAGAAAUAUUGUUGGAUCCUAAUAAUGAAAAUAUUAUUGAUUUAGGAAAGAUUGGCAUAAAAACCAAGAGUAUUCUCCUAUUUUCCAUAGUAAACGAUGGCAUCACAGGUUUCUUUUACAACUGGAUUAUAAAAAAUAAUAACACUGAAUGUUUAGUCGCCGUUACUGCCAAAACAGAUAAGGAAUUUGUUGCCAGCGGUACAACAGUUACGACGGAAUUGUUGAUAAAGACUGGUAAAAAAUAUAACCUCAGCAAUUUUCCAAUAAAGUUAGUGAUUCCAUAUGGUCCAACUUAUAACAUAAAACUUAGUUUAUCGGCAGAAUUCGCCGUUUGCUCUUUUUCUUUUACGAAUUAUGAUUUUGGUAAUUGCGUUAUCCAGCAAGGAGUUAGACAAUAUUACGAAGUGCAGCUAGAAAUUAAAAAUCGUGAACCACAACCAGUAAAAUUAGAAAAUCUUUUCCCAGAAAACGAAAAUCUAACAGUAGACUUUAAACAAAUCAAAAUCGCUGCUAAUUGCGUAAAGAAAAUUCCAAUAUACUUUCACCCAAGGUCAGAAGGUUCACACGAAUUUAAAGUGCCAAUUAGUUUAAACUGUAUGCGAAAAGUGGUUAAGAUUACCGGCUAUGGGGUGGAAGUAAACAUGAAACUAUUAAAACCACAAGAUUCGUUUAUAGAUAUGGGAAAAACAAAACUAGGAGAUACUAGCACAUAUAGCAUGUUCGUUAUCAACAAAACACCAUGUCAAGUUGAGGCCAAGAUUAUAUUAUCGGAUGAAGAUUUACCACCAAUCGAUAUCGGUCCAGUUGAAUCUAUGAAACCCGAAAUUGUAGUACCUGAUGUACCACCAGCCACAGAGAGAGAGACAAGGAAAAAAGGAACGACUUCUACCCUUUCUGUAAAAGACAAAAGUAAAAAAGACAUCAACAAAAAAGGAAACAAAUAUACUAAAAAAGAUGACAGGGCUCCAAAUGAUAACUUAGCUGUAAUUCCCAAACCUAUACCUUCGAAUGAAUGUGAAAAUUUCCAUAUUUAUCCUUCAAAACCAGUCAAGAUAGAUUCUAAUAAAAAGUACGAAUUUAUUGUAGAAUUUAAACCAGUUGACCGAAAAGAAAAUUAUUCAACCAAGAUAUACUACAAAAUAUUUGAUUAUAUUGGACUAUUAAGUUCAAUAAAGGGAAGAUGUGUAGUACCCGAAUUUUCAUUGGAUCAAAACCUACUAACGUUUUGCAACGUUUUGGUUGGACAUGAAAGAACGAACACUUUAUUGUUAAGAAAUACUGGAGACUUUGGAAUUAAGUUUAGAUGGACUCAUGAAGAAUUGACACAUUUUAAACUCAUUCCUACAGAAGGCUAUUUGGCGGCGAAUAGUAAACUGCAAAUUAUGUUUACUUUUAAAUGUGACAGCGUGGGUCAGAUAAUUAGAAAGUGUAAGUGUUUAGUAGACAAUAAACACAUUCUGGAACUUUCGUUAGUAGCUAAUACAAUAGAUCUACCUGAACCAACAGACACAAUUCAGUUUUAUUGUCCAGUUCGAGAAAAAUGUACCCAAUAUGUUUCACUCACAAACACGAAUAGGCUACAUUGGCGUAUAAAGCCUACAGUUUCAAACAGCAUUUUUACAGUGCCUGCAGAAAUAUUGCUUGAACCAAAUUCAACAGCAUCGAUCCCAGUUGAUUAUUAUCCCAAACGAAUGACAACUUUGGACAGCAAUGAUACAGGUCUUCUUAUAUUACCCCUAGAUGACAAAGAAAUCAUUUAUUCCUUAGUUGGAACAGCCGUAGCACCUUUGCCGGAGAAAAAAAUAUGGAUUGAGAUCAGAGCCAAGUAUAAUCAUUCCCAAAUAUUGCAAAUAAGAAAUUGGACGAACUCCAAAAUCUGUUGCCAAGUGGAAACGGUUUUAAAAAGCAUCCCAACACUAAAAACUUUGUACAAAGUGUCUGGGUUAGAAACUGUUGAACUUAGACCUAAUGAAGUUAAGGGUUAUGAAUGGAAUGUUUAUAUUAUUAACGAAGAAGUUUUAGAUUUCAAUGUUAUUUUUAAAGAUCAAGAUACUGAAGAAUAUUUAUUUUAUGACAUAACCGUCAAAGUUCUGCCGCCAGUACAGAAACCUACCAAAGAACUGGAAACAUGCGUUCGACAUGCCAUCAAAACCAAUAUUAAACUAGAAAAUCCCAUAAAUAUACCAGUCGUCUUUAAUUUAAAUGGAGGAUCAGCAGAGUUGCAUUAUGAGAGAUUCUUUAAUAUGCAACCUUAUACAAAGGUUGAUUUAGAAGUUUUAUACCUUCCAACGAAACCUGGUGUCAGUACGCCCAUUAUAGAAGCGAAUUGUAAUGAAUUGGGCUCAAUUAGUUAUCCCUUUAAACUUAUAGCAAGGCCACCACCAAAAGAAAAACCCGUAAAAUUUGUUGCGGAACUUGGCUUUGGGUGUUUUGAGAAGGCUGUGAUUCAAAAUACGUUUUCAACUUCCUUAGAAUUAAAUGCAACGUUUGCACAUGCUGAAUUUUCAAUGGAACGAACCACUACAAUUUUACCAGGAGAAACUGGUACCAUUCGAAUUAAAUUUGAACCGAGCAGUUUGGGUGUAACUGAAAGUGAACUUACUUUAACAUCUUCUGUUUCUGGAGCUUAUAUAUUUCCUUUAUAUGGAAAAUGCACCCUGCCCACUCCAAAAGGACCUUUUAUAAUAAAACGAGGAUCAUCUACACCCAUCAGUUUUUUCAAUCCUUUUACUCAUUCAGAAACUUUUUACUAUGAUAUUGAUAAUAAAAUUUUUCAUGCAAAAUUGGAAUCAGAAGAAGUUAGAGCAAGGCAAUCAACAAAAAUUAUAGUUACUUACCCUAAUAACAAGAGUGAGUUAGAUGUGACUUAUCCCGUUACAGGUAAAUUGACUGUUACUCGUAAGAAUAAAGAAGUCGACAAACAAAAAGAGACUGUCAAGUGGUCUUUUUAUCUCCAAUCUGACAAGUGA
Messenger RNA from Diabrotica balteata, 4597 nucleotides. The record is from the annotation of a GenBank genome assembly. NCBI's taxonomy places the organism in Eukaryota, Metazoa, Arthropoda, Insecta, Coleoptera, Chrysomelidae.